AUGGUGGACGAUGUUGUGAAACUCUUUACAGAAAUAGAUGAAAAGGGUAUUUUCCUAGAUGUUGUCACUUACAAUUCUUUGAUUCAUAGCCUAUGUAAUUUUGGCCGGUGGGAGGAGGCUACAGAAAUGUUAAAAGAAAUGAUGGAUAGUGGUAUUGCUCCGAAUGUUCGUACAUUUGACGUGUUAGUGGAUGCAUGUGCCAAGGAAGGGAUGAUGAACGAAGCAGAGGGGGUACUUGAAGUCAUGAUACAAAGAGGUGUGGAUCCUGAUGUAGUCACAUACAAUACUCUAAUGGAUGGAUAUUGUUUACAAGGCCAAAUAGAUGAAACAAUGAGAGUGUUCAACAACAUGGUGGACAUGGGCCUUCUCCCUAAUGAUUUUAGCUAUACCAUUCUAAUCAACGGAUAUUGCAAAAAGAUGAAAAUAGCCAAGGCCAUGCAUAUCUUUCGAGAAAUGCCUCGACGGGGGUUGAAACCCAACAACGGAACUUUCAACACUAUGUUACAAGGUUUGUUUCAAUCGAGUAGAUGUGGAGCUCCUCAGGAACUUUUUAAUGUGAUGCAAAUUGUAGGCAUAAUUCCAAAUUCUCAAACUCAUGGUAUCUUAUUAGAUAGGUUGUGCAAAAAUGGGCAUAUUUCUGAAGCAUUGUCAUUAUUCCACAUGAUGGAAAGCAACGGUUUACAUCUUGAUGUUGUUAUGUACAGUGUUCUCAUUGAUGCUUUCUACACAGAAAAAAAGCUUGAUACUGUAAGGGCCCUUUUAGUAAGCUUGCUUCUAAGGGAUUACAACCUAAUGUUAAGACAUAUACUAUGA
Molecule: messenger RNA, 813 nt
Organism: Camellia sinensis
Lineage: Eukaryota; Viridiplantae; Streptophyta; Magnoliopsida; Ericales; Theaceae
Source: RefSeq, a predicted model, not a curated record